AUGGGCGUCCCUCGAAGCAAUGGGUGCUUGCUUUGCGUCAAGCGUCGAGUGAAGUGCGACGAGCGGGUCCCUGGCUGUGCAAGAUGCGAGACCUACGGAAGGCCUUGUCCCGGGUAUGAUCGGGGCUUUACAUUCGUUGCCGGAAAGCCUUAUCGCUCUCGACGACGUCCAAAGACAGAAGACAGCAAAAGCAGCUCUACGGGUGAGACUACGCCUACGACUGUGGACACCGUCUCUCAUGCUACUAUCUGGCAAUUGCAGCUCCAGAGCGCUAGCCCAGGUACUCUAGCAUCUGCCGACUCCAAUGUAAUGCAAGGCCUAGGUAUCGUCCUCGAUGAAGUUUCCCAGCCCGAGCAGUUGAACUCAGCUUAUGUUAUAUCCCGCUGGCUGCGAGCUCUACCGGCCGUGUAUGGACGGAACCGGGCUUUGGAUUCGACCAUCAAGUGUUUUGUUUCUCACCAUGUGGGAUAUAUGACUUGCAAUGGACAGGCUCUUUGGUAUGCUCGGUCUGCGUAUGUAGAGGCGCUGGCGAGACUUCGGAAGGCGCUGGAGAGUCCGGCUGAGGGACUGUCUUCCGAGACUUUCUGCGCGGUCUUGCUAUUGUGUUUGUAUGAGCUCUUUUCCAAUACUACUGACUCGGUGUCGUGGAUGAAACAUGCUCAAGCUUUGAGUCAGUUGACGGAGAUCAGGGGCUGUGGGCGCUAUGUGGAUGAGUUUGAUCUGACCUUGUUAAAGGCGUCUCGUGGGUUAAUUGUGAUGCAUUCUUUGUUUUCGGGCCAGAAAUGCUUCUUGGCUUUAGAUCGCUGGCAUUCUGUGAUGGCAAUGCAUGUGAAUACUGGGUUGUCAAGCAAGCUAGAUCGCUUGGUGGAAGAGUUUUUUGCCUACUUCACCUCCGUGCCUAGUCUGAUACAUGAGCUCUAUGACCUCAAGCAAGCGGAUUGGACGGAUCCACGGACCCAGCAGAGAACCUCAGACCUUGUGACCCGAUCUCUCGAUAUGACAGACAAGGUGUCUGCAUGGUACGGCCAGUUCUCGACUACGGUUCCGCUUCCAACCGAGGCCCUUUCGCCCACAGGGGACAAGCUGUUCCCUGUCAUUCUCAUUUACUCCGAUGUCAACAGCGGGGCUCUCUUUUGUGGCUAUUAUUCUUACAUGAUGCUUCUACAUGAGAUCCUCAGAUCGUGCGGUUAUCCUGGUGAGCAUGCAGCUAUGAUUGCUCACUUUCGUGACCUCAUCUGUCAGUCAAUUGAGUAUAAUGCUCGUGGAAUGCUAGGGCCGUAUCGAAUGGGAUUCUCACUGCGCGCGGUCUACGAAACGGCCGAUCCUGUUACCAAGACGUGGCUUGAGGGUUGGCUGGAACGGCUGUCGAAAGGAUAUGCGGCAGUGCAGCCCAGGAAUUUUCAGAUGAUCGACUAA
Aspergillus steynii IBT 23096 is the source of this 1416-nucleotide messenger RNA. RefSeq names its product Zn(II)2Cys6 transcription factor domain-containing protein. The transcript is spliced from 4 exons. Gene Ontology annotation, molecular function: zinc ion binding; DNA-binding transcription factor activity, RNA polymerase II-specific. The record is from RefSeq and is a predicted model, not a curated record. Gene Ontology annotation, biological process: regulation of DNA-templated transcription. The coding region runs from base 1 to 1416 and encodes 471 amino acids. Lineage: Eukaryota; Fungi; Ascomycota; Eurotiomycetes; Eurotiales; Aspergillaceae.